CAAGAGGAGCAUUUUCCUGGGUUCGUCCAGCUGUUCUGUUCAAUCCCGCCGUCAGUUCUGAGCAGGGAAGAGAGACUGUCAACACAAAUAAGGCAUUUUUCAAAGGCGUAAAUUAUGAGUUCCCAAAACAAUACGACAUCUCAACCACAUGGAGAAGUGGAGAGCCCCACAGCUGGAGCAGAUGUGGCUGUUAUUGGAGGUGUGAUUGCUGCCGUGGUAUUCAUCCUCAUUUGCCUGCUGGUGGUGAUGGUGAGGUACAUGUACAGGCACAAGGGCACCUACCACACCAACGAGGCCAAAGGAACCGAGUUUGCCGAAAGCGCCGAUGCCGCUUUGAAAAACGACCCCGCUCUCCAGGAGGCAGUGGAUGAGAGCAAAAAGGAAUAUUUCAUCUGAGAGGCAAGGAUUUCCAUGGAGACUUCCUCAAGGGAAUCAGUCAGAAGUAUAACAGCAACAGAAGUACUAAGAGAUGGUUAAUAUGAGGAUACAGGCGAGCAUCCUAAUUGAAAAGUAUCUAUCUGCUUUUUUUUGUCACUGGGUUGUUUCUUUUCCUCUAGCAGUGAAGAACUAAAUGCCAGAUACUUGCCUGUUGAUUUUAUUAGCAACACAGCUGGUCACAGUUGAAAUCAAUAUCAGAUAAGAAGAAACAAAAUCUCAGUAUGAGUGAUACACCAAAACCAGAUAAAGGUAGCAAAUGUCAAGCCUUGACAUUUGGUGAAAAUAGCAGAUGCCAAAUGAAAACAUCCUCUUAGAGUUAAUGAUGCAUCCUAUUCUGAUAUGAUGAAGAACUACCUGAAAUUGAAUUUCAAAUGGUAAUAGAACAAACAUUAAACUAGAUAAAAGUGAUCUAGCUCGAAAAAAUAUAAAUCUAUAGCCCAGACAUCCCCCUCCAUCCCCUUAAAUGUGCAUUUUUAUUGGCACAGGGGAGUUUAUGUUGGAUUUUUGGGGGGAUUUACCCUGGGAUUUCUUUUUUUAUAUUUGAAUUUUAUAUAUAUAUAAAAAUCAAAGACAAUUCAAAGAAAUAAACCUCUUGGAAAACAUGGAAAAGGUAAGAGUGAAGGAUUUAUUACUGACUUUCUCUGCAUGGCAGCUUGAGAACUGCAAGAUGUUGGAAUUUACAAUAUAGUAUACCAAAUAGUCAGUAGAUGUACAAAUAUGAUUCCAAUUAGUCUGUAGCUUUUCUGCACACAUGCAUAAAUAGGUAGAUAUUAAAAGGUAAAGCAUCCUGGUUUGAGCAGGCCCUUUGAAACAAUGGAGCUCAGCUACAUUUUUUUUCAUGUAAGAUAUUUUUGCCUGAAUAUUUAUUUAUUUAUUUUGCAUUAGAAAAUUCUCUGAGUGCCCACCAACAGGACUGUAGAUUUUUGCAGGGAGAGGAAUUCAGUUCUGGAGCAGAUAUGAGUACAUCUUUCACAAAUGCAACCUUAUAAUUGUCACUAUAAAGAAGCUUGUUCAUCUGCAUCCCACUGGCUUUAUUUCUCGCUCUGUAUGGCUUCUGUGUAUCCUUUGCAGUGUGCUAGACCAGAGAAUUACACUGCCAUCAAUGCUUUAUUAUAAAUAAAUAAAUAAAUAAAUACAUAAAUAAAUAGAUUAUUCAUGGUGGGUCACAUGAAAAGAUAUUCCUCACUUAAGAAUCAACGGUGAUGAGUUUCGUUACCCCAGUAAGUUGGCUUCCUAAUUGAAGCCCACAAUUACCUCCAGAAAUAGGAUAAUUGUUCUCUGCACCUGCUCAUCCACAGCUGUCAUGGUGCCCUGGACUACUGAAAAUAGAGGUGGAGAAAUGCAAGAUAACAAACAAGAUACUGAUGAGCUCUACUCAAGUCGAUAUAUUUUUUCCUGUGCUUUGAUCUAUAUAUGCGUGUACAUAUAUAUAAAGUCAUCUACAGCUGUGCUUUCAAGACACUAUUGCUGAUCACUUGUGCUCACUUCUUGGCACGAAAGCUUGGAAAGCUCCUGGACUCUGGUGUUCGUUACUGACCCUGGCCUCAAAAAUGCUGUAAGAGGUCUGAGCAAGGUAAGAUUCUGAGAACCCAGCUGAAGAAACAAGGUAUUUUUGUCUUUCAAUCACAAUCUCAGUCUUUUGCCAGUACUUGAAGAAGAUGGACUCUGAAUUAUUUUUAGAAUCCCAAUACCUUUCAUUUUGAAUCUUAAAUCCACAUGUGUUAGCAUUUUAACCAAAGAAUGUGUAACUCAUGCCAAAUUUAUUAAAUGCUUAAGAUACUUUCUGUAACACCAUUGCAGAACCAUAUUGUAGUCUGUGGCUAGUGCAAUAUAAAAUGUACAAAACACAGAGGUCAAAUAUUUUGAUAUUAUGCACCUGUCUCCUUCUUAUACCCAUUAAUAUUUUAAUAAUUUUACUACUUUUGAAACAGGCACUAUUUUAUUUCUCUAGGACAAGUGUUAGAAAAAAAUCACUGAUCUUAACUGUAAGACUGAGUUUAUAAAACUGAAGAUCCCUGAUCCUCCAGUUCAAUAAAAAUGUAAAUAUUUCCUCUGAGAAAAAGAUAACUGGGGUGACUUGAGCUCUGCUGCAUCUCCCACACAAAGUGUGGGAAGACCAAAGAACUUUCCUCCAGCCCUAGCAGUACCUAUAGAGGACUACCAGCCUUUUGUCCCCUUUCAUACACUCAGAACAUGAAACAUUAUUAUAACUGUUAAAGAAAAUUAAUUUUACAGAAAAGUGUGAUGGACAUAGAGAAUAAAUUUGUGCCUCUCUCCUCAGUCAUGAAAUUCUGGCUUUUGCAAGUUGAGCUUAAUUAGACAUCUGUGUUGUACCUGUUACACACGGGAACUUGACUUAGUGUUUCUUUUGGCAUGGGUGUGAGUUUUUUAAUUAUGAGGUAGACUUAGACAAAGUGCCACACUGGAGUCGUAGAGGCCAGAUUUUCUGGUGGUAUAGCAUGAGCUCAGAGGAGCUCAGCCAAUUCUUACCAGUUCAGUCAACUUCAGACUUUGUGUCAUUGCUUCCCUUAAAUCUCAACUGAAUGCAACUUCUGGUCUCUGACUAUAUCUCUUCUUUGUAGAUUAAUUAACAAUCUUUAUCCCAUUUUCCCUAUUUAUCUAGGCUGACAAACAGUCCAAGCAUUCAGGAACAGUGUCCCUGUUGGUAACAAGCCACUUAGAAUAGUUGGGCAGCAGCACUUCUAUCAUGAGCUGUGGUUUCAGUGAAUUUAUUUCUUUACUGUGUCCUUCUAGGUUUCAGGACCUUGUGUAUUUAGAAAUUACUAAAGCACACUCAACAGAGAGAAGAAAUGGUUUGAGGAGAUUUUCUGUUUCUUUGUUUUCUUCAGGAAAAACUUUGCUUUGUAAUGAAGCAAUCUCAUGAUAUCAGGUGACUGGCACAUUCUAAUGGCCUCAUCCUGCUGUUUUUUACUCAUACAAUAACUCUACUCAAUGUCUUGAGUCAUUCAAUUUAGUUGUAAAAAGAAUGAGUUAAAAACUUCCUAUAACUUUUAUAACUAAUUAGCAAAACAUCCUUCUGCAAGCAGCAUGCUGUGCUAAAACAAACAUUGUGUGCAAUGCUGAGACAUCUCAGUUGGCAGCCGUAGCUUUUCAUCAUUGAUGGUUAAAUGAUUUUUACCAUUUGCUUCCUGAAUAGAAUAAUUAAUGAAACAGAUUCUUCUUCCCCCACAUACUUUUAUGUGGGGUCCCCCUAAUGCUGUGGCCUGCUGUCCUGCAGCUCUUUGAUGCUUCAUCUUCUCAGCUGUGGCUGCUGUUCUUGCUUGCACUCCCUCAGCUCCCAUCUGGAUAUCUACUACCUUCACAUGGCAAAAGAUUAGCCAUUUACUUAUGUAUUUAUUUACCUAUUUUUAUCUAUGAAGUUGCUCUGACCAUCUAUGCUAGCCAAUAAAAUUUUUCAAAAAGGUUUUAGAUUUGGAUUGCCAAUCCUAUACCAAAUUUGAGCAAACAUGACCAUCUGACCUGAGACAGAUUUACAGAGUAAUCACAUAUGCCACAUUUUUACAGACAACAGGUCUAAAAAUAGCACUGUAAGUUCUGUCGUUGUUAAACUUAGUGCUAUAAAUCUCCAGUGACCAUCUCCAAUGUUUCUCCCUAAACAAUGCAUCAUUAUGAUGAUCCCUCAAGCCGCUUGAUUUUGUCCCCAUGCGUUAAUGCCCUGUGAAAACUUGUUGAAUCCCACUUUGCAUAGGAAAUCAUAGGUCCAUAUUUACAAGUAUAAGUAAGUAAUUUUUCAAUGGUGUAUGGGAAAGCAGUGCACCAAAAUGACCAAUAUAUGCUGAAGCUGGCAGACAGAAAAUAAACAUGAUCCUGUAGGAACACACAAUAUUUUUUUAAGAUAUAUGAAAAUGACAAAAAUUAAACAUAGUAUUUCUGGUGACAUUAGUGAGCUUUAAGAGUAGGUUCAUGAAGCUUUCAAAUUCUUUCACUGAUAAAAAUAAUCCCUUGCAAAGGGAAAUUAAUCUCUUUUAAACCAUUUCUUUUUGUCAGUCUUUGAAAAAAGUUUUCACAGAUUCAAUAUUCUGACAUUCUGUCUUAGCAUCUCAAGCUCAAUUUCUUCUAACUUUAUGAGCAUAACUGACAGUCCUCCCCUGCACAAAAAUGACUGCUUGCCUAUCUCAGCCUCUGAAGCAUCAUUACAGCUCAGCAGAGUAAUUCUGUCCAAAAGAAGUCAGUCCCAAUUGUGUAUCUGGCCAACCAGACCAUGGACCUGGUGUGCAUUUUUUCUGGGGCUUGGCCUCUAUUGUUCCAGGAUUUCCCUAGUUCCAAUAUGCCAUUGCACAUUAAUACAGACCUGAGGAAAAUUUUGGCAGACACUCGUCAAGGAAACGAGACAUAUAGAGAUAUACAUAUGUGUAAUUUUUUUUGUUUUUAGAAUACCAAGACCAAAUCACUUUGGGAUACUAUUUAAAAUAGGACUGUGGAAUUUCUCAGAUCAUCAGGUUUUCUCUUAAAUCAAAUCUAGGGAUCAGCAUAUGGAAAUAAAAAGGACUAUUGUCUUUCAACAAGGAAUGCAGACAAAGUGCUGAAACAUUUAUAGUCCCAGGAUAAGCAGAAAAGGACUGCACUAGUUAAAGCCUGCAAGAAUUCCUCACAGAACAGAGGAAACACUGAGGCAAGAUGCUGAGAAAAUCAGUAAAAAGGUGCAGAACAAGAGACGGUAAUCUGAUACCAAUAGGGAUGGAGAGAAGUUCUUCUGCAAACAAAAUAGAUAUUCCUGUCUGGAUAAAUCAGUGUAUUUGCUCACUGUAACUGCUGACAACAAUUUUCUUUGAAUUUUAUGAGAUGUUUUCUUUGAAUUAAAUGAGAUGUCUAGAUUCCUUGUAUGUGCAAGUCCAAUCAAAAAAUGAUGGCACAUACAUACCAACAAGACACUCCUAUUAAAUGUAUUAAAAGCUGUUUAGUGCAUUUUCUAAAAUCUCUCGUUCUUCACAUAAGAAAGCUUUGUAUGUUUAGAAAAUGCAGAAACCUCACAGCAUCAGUUGCUUCAGGACAGAAUACUAAAUACUUGAACAACGAAUGGACCCACAUCUGAUGUUUGGAAAUUUGGGUAAAUAAAAGAAGCUAACAAUAUCAAAAUAAAACAUAGAUGGUGAGCCAAAAUUCCAACCAUAUUACAAAGAAGUUGGAUAUUUGUUGUAAUAGAGAUCCUUCUCUAAUACAAGAUAGUAGUAUUGUAAAUGACAGAAAAUAAAGAAUCCUUAUUCUGUGUGGAUGGGACAAAAUCCCACUGCAUUCAGUGGGACAAGCAUGUUAUUGAUCAUAUUUAUCCUUCCUGCAAAAAAAAAUGCAUUUCCACACAUUCCAGAAAGAAACACAAUAAAUUAAAAUACAAUCUUUAUAAGUGCUGAUCUUGCAGCAUAACUUCUUGCCUUUACACGUUUUCUGUUGUUUCAAACUGUAUGUAUGAUGGAAGGUAUCUGAUAUGUUGUACUAAAGUCUAUUUGGAUUGCAGCAUUGCUAUGAAAAGAAUAGAAGAAAAAGAGCAUCCAAAGCUUACUGCUGAUUUUAUGUUAAAGCUGACUAUAAUGUUUGUAUUUACCAAAGCUAUUAAUACACUGAUGGUGUAAAUCUACUAUAUUUUGAAUGGAAAAAAAUAUGAAGAAAUUAAUAACUUUAUAAUUAAAGUUCUAAUUUUCAGCAUUUAAAA
Molecule: messenger RNA, 6106 nt
Organism: Vidua chalybeata
Lineage: Eukaryota; Metazoa; Chordata; Aves; Passeriformes; Viduidae
Gene: GYPC
Product: glycophorin C (Gerbich blood group)
Exons: 3
Coding region: 115-396 (93 amino acids)
Cellular component (GO): cortical cytoskeleton; membrane
Source: RefSeq, a predicted model, not a curated record